Penicillium verrucosum is the source of this 732-nucleotide messenger RNA. RefSeq lists its product as uncharacterized. The record is from RefSeq and is a predicted model, not a curated record. Bases 1 to 732 code for a protein of 243 amino acids. The transcript is spliced from 2 exons. Lineage: Eukaryota; Fungi; Ascomycota; Eurotiomycetes; Eurotiales; Aspergillaceae. Gene Ontology annotation, molecular function: lyase activity.
AUGGACGGAUUCGACGCACACCAAGCUCCUCCCGAGUAUCAGGCUGUCAUGCCUCUUGCCGAUUUAUUCCUCCUCGGGGUUACAAUUGGUUGGGUGACUAAUUAUGCCUUGAUGGUCUACACGUCGUUCAAGGAAGGCACCUAUGCAAUGUCUAUCAUGCCGCUUUGUUGCAACUUUGCAUGGGAGAUUGUAUAUGGCCUGAUUUAUCCCUCCAAAAAUCAACUUGAGCGGGGAUUGAUCGUUUUGGAGUUAUUCAUCAAUUUUGGCAUUAUAUAUGCUGCAAUUAGCUUCUCGCCCCAAGAAUGGAGCCACGCGCCACUGGUCGAGCAUAAUCUCCAUUGGAUUUUUGGCAUCGGAAUCAUCGGCUUCCUCACUGGGCACCUCGCCCUCGCAGCUGAAAUUGGCCCUGCAUUGGCGUAUUCCUGGAGUGCAAUUUUUGCCCAGCUUUUGCUGAGUGUUGGUGGUAUCUGUCAGCUUCUCUGUCGUGGAAGUAGCCGUGGUGCUUCCUACACUCUAUGGCUUUCUCGCUUCUUGGGCUCGUGUUGCGUGGUUGGGUUCGCAGUUCUGCGUUGGAUGUAUUGGCCGGAAUCAUUUGCAUGGCUCAAUAGUCCCCUCGUGCUGUGGAGUGUGGCUGCUUUCCUAAUCCUUGAUAGCUCUUAUGGGCUAUGUUAUUGGCAUAUUAAGCGGUACGAAGAGAGCCUUCGUGCAGGACGGACAAACAAGGUCAAAUGA